UUCACACGUCGCUGUGCUAUCUUGCUACCAGUCUAUCCAGGUUCACGAAGUUCACGGCGGUUCGUGUUUCAAGUUUCAAGGCGAUGGGCGGGUGAUUUUCACGGGAGAAGAUACGAACAUUGGCGCCAGUGCACAUUUCCAGUUGAAAUUUAAGACGAAGAAACACACAGGGAUUAUUUACUACGCGGAAGGAAUGUAUCACAGGGAGCGGGUAUACGAUUUUGAGGGCGUCUUCCUCCGCGAUGGCUACGUGAACUACUUUCUGUUCAACCCCCCAGAGUACAGCAUUGGGUCCACAUUUGGGUUCCAUGGCAGAAGUCGGGAAACAUUGAAUGACGGGAAAUGGCACACGGUUGAGUGGUUCCGGAAUCGAAAGUCCGAAGUCCGCAGUAAAGGUGGAAAAAAUGAAAUGACAACACAGACUGGACUUAUCGUUGACGGCAAGCUGGUCGCUGUUGCCGACGGGGAGAGGGUCGGGGUCGACAUCCGGCCGCCGUACAUCCUCGGUGAAGACCCGCACUUGGAUGACCGAGCGAGUAAAGUGAUCGGAAGCUAUGAAGGCAACGUUAUGGAUUUCCGGGAACUCACGACCAGCCACGAGUUCGAGACGGAGCGAAACAUGACCGGACAGGUGUCGCAUUGCAUCCCAGGACCGGAUAUCGAGCCUGUGUAGUCUCGUGAAACGCAUGCACGGUCAACAGAGCGGAACUGAAGGUGAUGGCAUCACAUGACUGACGUGUUAAACAGAACAGAACGUUCUUUGCAGUCACUUAGAGAAAUCUACCAACACAAUGUGCUCUGAUGCCUUCACGUAAAUUAUACUGUAAAAUGAUUUCAUUCGCUUAUAUUACGUUUUGUGUAUAGUCCAUAUGUAUCGAACUGAAAAUGAAAUAAAUAUGCAGUAUCAUUA
Molecule: messenger RNA, 910 nt
Organism: Dreissena polymorpha
Lineage: Eukaryota; Metazoa; Mollusca; Bivalvia; Myida; Dreissenidae
Exons: 5
Coding region: 194-673 (159 amino acids)
Source: RefSeq, a predicted model, not a curated record